Oncorhynchus tshawytscha (Chinook salmon) is the source of this 1558-nucleotide messenger RNA. Its product is annotated as P2X purinoceptor 4-like. Lineage: Eukaryota; Metazoa; Chordata; Actinopteri; Salmoniformes; Salmonidae. Gene Ontology annotation, molecular function: ATP binding; extracellularly ATP-gated monoatomic cation channel activity; purinergic nucleotide receptor activity. The transcript has 12 exons. Gene Ontology annotation, cellular component: nuclear inner membrane; plasma membrane. Gene Ontology annotation, biological process: monoatomic cation transmembrane transport; response to ATP. Bases 187 to 1374 code for a protein of 395 amino acids. The record is from RefSeq and is a predicted model, not a curated record.
AUGAACAGCAGUUUUAUUAUGCCACUUGUCAGAUAGGGUAUAUUUGCCAACUGAGCCAGGGUCCGUUGUAAUUUUCAUACUAGCCAUUAAAAUGAUUAGACUAUUAUCUCAGCAGGCUGUGACACCUCUUUACCUCUUUAAUCACUCCCAUUGCUAGUUUUCUACAGUGUAACCAUAACUGAGAAGAUGGGCGGCUGUAGCUCUCAGAGCUGCCACCGCUGUUUCUUUGAAUAUGAAACAGAAAGAAUGAUUGUGGUAAAGAGCAAAGUAGUGGGAUCCGUCUUCAGAUUAAUCCAGUUUUUGAUCCUCUUUUAUGUGAUUGGGUAUGUCUGUGUGGUGCAAAAGUCCUACCAGGAAACAGACUCAGUGAUCAGUUCUGUCACAACCAAGGUGAAGGGCACUGGCUUCACCAACACCUCAGAUCUGGGUGGCCGUGUGUGGGAUGUGGCUGAUUACAACAUCCCCCCUCAGGGUGAGAGUUCUUUCUUUGUGUUGACCAACAUGAUUGUCACCCCCAAUCAAACUCAAUCGACCUGUCCCGAGCUCCCAAACCAAUCCACCAUUUGCAUGUCAGACAGUGACUGCUUAGAGGGAUCCAAUGAUGUUCGUGGAAACGGAAUCCAGACAGGGCUAUGCAUGAACUAUUCAGAGACUGUCAAAACAUGUGAAGUGCUAUCUUGGUGUCCUCUUGAAAUAGACAUCAACUUACCCGAACAUGCACUGCUGGUUGCAGCAGAGGACUUCACGGUGCUAAUCAAAAACAGUGUGACAUACCCCAAAUUCAACUUUCACAAAAGAAACAUUUUGCCUGAUGUUAACUCCUCCUAUCUGAAACAAUGUGAAUUCAAUCGCAAAACAGACCCUGACUGUCCCAUCUUCCGCCUUAAAGACAUGGUCUCUGAAGCUGAGGAGGACUUUCAGACCAUGGCAACCAGGGGUGGUGUUCUUGGGAUUAUGAUUGACUGGAACUGUGACCUGGACUGGCCUGAACAUUACUGUGGCCCUAAGUACUCCUUCCGCAGGCUAGACAACAAAAUCCCUGAAAACAACGUGGCCCCUGGAUACAACUUCAGGUUUGCCAAGUACUACAAAACCACAGAUGGUAGGGAAACAAGAACCUUGAUCAAAGCAUAUGGAAUCCGAUUUGAUGUCAUUGUUUUUGGAACGGCAGGUAAAUUCAACAUGGUUCCGACCAUAGUGAAUGUAGGUGCAGCGCUAACGUUUCUCUCUUUGGUGAAUGCAGUUUGUAGCUGGUUUCUCCUGACAUGCACAAAGAGAAGAGACUACUACAGCAAACACAAAUUCACAUAUCUGGAUAACACUGAUGACAAUGCUGGUGAACCUCUGGGAGAAACAACGUAUGGGACCCAGUAGAUCCUGCACAGAGAAGUAGUCAUUUCAUAUUGUGGGGGAAUGUUGAAGCCAUCUUUUGUCCAGACCUCUAGCCAUCUCCAGCCCCUGCCCCCUAAACAUCAUACAUGGGGCAUGUACUGAUAUUUCCUAAUAUUCCAGAUUAAGCCUCGUCAACUGUGAAGUGUAUAAUCUGUUAUAAGAUACC